UCUAACACUAAGGCAGUACUCGAAACGCGUGUGCAGGUAUAGAAAAAAUUAGUUCCAAAGCCCGUUUCAAACUACAGGGCAGCUUGCGUCGGUUGGCCUGCCUUGCCAAUACAGUUUUCCGGUUUAUGCCGUGGCGCCGAUAAUGCACAAAUAAGAUGUCUAAGAAGAGGAGGCGAGAGUCUCUCGGCCGAAGGUCAAUCGGAUGGCAUUUAGGGCAAACCUUGAUGGUCUACUCAUUAGAGCACGCGGCCUGGUACAAAGGGUUAAUAAAGGGUAUCGAUGGCGACACAUUGCGUAUAACUUACCCUGGGUGGGGUAGUGAUGCCGAUGAGGACGUGCACAAGCUGUCGGACCGCCUUGACAACUACUCGGGGGGCUCGAAGAAAAAAUGGAGGCACUUUGGCCGCGACGGCUACGCUUACAAACGCGUCAAGCCGACCUGGACCCCAACAGGCGCCCUGGAGGAGGGCCUCUCGCAGCAGCAGUACAGCCAGCCGAUAGAGCCUUGCAGCGGCAGUGAGGAUGAAGGCGUCGAUGUAGGUGGCGUUGGCAAUGGAGCCGACAGCGACGGCGGUGGAGGCGGCCAGGAGUGUGGCGGUAGCGGUGGCAGCGACGAUGAGCACGUUACCCCGACACCCCGAAAGAGGCGCCGUGCCCGGAUAGCAGAGGAGAGCGGAGACGACGCUUCACGGCGCUUACAUGGCGGACAGGAAGCUCAUGCCGGAGCACCGGGUGUCAGAAGUGCCCCGCCUGCAGCCUUGCCAGGGGCUGCUGGCGGCGCCGCAGGUUCGGAUGCGGCGCCACUCCAGCAGGCGGAGCCGCCGGGGUCGCUCCCGGACGCGGACUUUGGGUUCGCGAGCGCAGCAGCUGACGGCACCGAGAGAGGCGCCGAUAAGGCUGUCCCGGCUGAGGAGGUCCGCAACAGUCCUCUGGCGUCUGCGGACGGGUUCCCUACCUUGGCAGACGCGGCGGCAUGUCCGGCGACAACAACAGCAGGAGCAGCCACAGCGGCGGCGGCUGAAGCGAUGGAGUUGGCGGGAGGGGUAACAGCAGGUCCGGAAGACCAGGAUGCCCUUGAAGAAGUGGACUUUGGGUUUGUGAGCGAGGGCGGCUCUGAAGGCAGUGACACCGCUGGCGGCAGCGGCAGCCAUGCAGAAGUGGCGGGACGCAAGGCUGCUGACGAGGCAACGUCUGCCGCAGCUGAUGCUGCUUGCUCAGCAGCUGAAGAGGCUGGUGGGGAGGCUGUGAAAGCCGUUGCAUGUAACCCUGCUGCGCCUCAUACGGCGUCGGAGGCUCCCCCCUUGUUGGUCACCGCCCGACAGCAUGAACCGGCCCUGACUUCUGACCAGCAGCCUGAGCCUCAGCCUGAGCCACUUGCCACAAGCAGCGGACACAGCUCCGGCAGCGCACAUGCCGCAGGCGCUGUUGCAGGUGUGGUGGACGCAGGCGCUGCGCUGCCGGGGGCGGCUGGAAUGAACCCUGCUGUGCCUGGGUUUGGAGCGGACCAGCCAGCGGCUGGGCUGGCGUGUCCGAACAGCAAAACGGGUACAGCGCUGCCGCCAGAAGCUGCAGGUAGCCUGGAUGCUGCUGCAGCGGGAACUCCGGACCCGCUUGCAGAUGAGCCAGCGGCUGAAUAUCAUGAGGCUGCUGCUGCCGCGCCCAAUCAUCGCGAGGAGACUGCGGGGGCUUCAGCCGCGGAGGCUGUUGCAGCCCAAUCCCUGCAGGGCACGUACGACAUGCUUGUGACGGAGGUGGAGCAGCUGAGGCGGGUGACGGAGUCGCAGCAGUGUCGUAUCCAGCAGCUGGAGCAGGAGCUGCUGGCCGCACGCGCCGAGCAGGCACGGUUGGAAGAGGAGCUGCGGGCCCGGCAUGGCGAGGCGGAGGCGCUGCAGGGCAGUCUGCGGGCUGCUUGCGACAAGGUGGAGCAGCAGGCGGAGGCGCUGCUGGCGUACGAACAAGCGGACUUCAUAGCCGCGCUGCCGCACCCCGACUCGGCUGCUGGGGGGAGCGGCGGCGGCAGCAGCGCCGUGCUGCAGCUGUCCCGCCCGCUGGCCGUGGAGCUACCCGAGGGCACACUGCUGCGGCUGCCCGCUGAGGAGCUGGUGGGGGCUCCGGAGCUGCUGCGGGCGGGAACCCUGCUGGUGCCCGGCGACCCGCACGCGCAGUCGCAGGGCUCGGACGGAACUGACACCUCGAUGUAGUUGUUGUAGGAGCAGGAGCCCUUUGGUGGGGUGGGGUUCGAGGCUGUACUUGUAGCAGUAUAGGCAAUGGUGAAGAUAUGUUUAAGUAGCGGGUGGGUUUUGGUUGCUUGAUGUGCUGGUUGGUAGGAGACAGGGUGUUGCCUUCAUGCAGCUGUGUAGCUGCUGUGCCAGGUUGUGUAUGCAGCUGUGAGAGGCUGCUGCAAAGUCGUGCAGCCAGAAAUGGCUUCCAAGGACGUACGGUUGGUAGGUUGGACUGUUGUGUUGUUGGCGACGGAGUGUUGUUGGUUAGGUAUGGGUGUUGGCGGGUAUGGGUGUUGAUACGGUAUGAAAGCAUAACGCAGUUUUUUGAGCUUGAACGCAACUCUUCGUGGUUGUCUAGGACGGCUAUCUCAUGGCAUUGCAUGUGAGAUGUAGCGGCAAGAGCCGGCAUUCCCAGCACGGUUCCUAGCUUGACAAGAACACUCGAACAAUGGCUUUUCCCAUGUCCGUCCUGCGUUGCUGGGUUUCAGCAACCAACUGCUUCGUCCCCAUAUGGUGUUGUGUAUAGCCUACGCCAGGAUUUACAUAUAAUGCAAC
This is a messenger RNA of Astrephomene gubernaculifera, 2777 nucleotides long. The record is from the annotation of a GenBank genome assembly. NCBI's taxonomy places the organism in Eukaryota, Viridiplantae, Chlorophyta, Chlorophyceae, Chlamydomonadales, Astrephomenaceae.